AUGACUCUUCGAGGACUCGAUUUGGAGCCAGACGAUCCGACCCGGUUAAGUUUUCGUCGACGGGUAACAUUUCUUCUAGGCGAUCGUUCUCUUCCUCUAGGUCCGUCCUAUUCCCCUGCGACUCUCCUCUCCAUCUGCUCGGCGUCCCAUUUGCAUGGGAAAAACUUCCCGGAGAACCCAAAGAGCUCUCAUGUCACCGGAAAACGGAAAUCAGCCAACAACCUCUUGCCUCUCCCUCCUCACCGGAGUAACUUCCUCCCGGCCGUCGGAAAACACUAUAGCCCCAAGAACACCCGCAAGAAGAACACGUCUUCGACGGCCAUGAAAGAUCCCUUUACGGCGGCGCUGGUGGAGUGUUCCAAAGGCGGCGCCUCCAUCUUAGACGGAGAACAUAUAGGCGGCGAAUCAAACAAGGCCUUGAGGAAGAACAGGAUUUGGUUAGUAAAUCUUUAUGCUUCUUGUAGAAGAGCUUGUGCAGUUUCAGAAUCCAUUGUUUGUCUUCCGAGGGCCGUUGACGGAGUUGCUUCUUACGAUCAUCUUCUUUUCACAAAUCGUCGUCGUCGCCGAUGA
Microthlaspi erraticum is the source of this 570-nucleotide messenger RNA. Lineage: Eukaryota; Viridiplantae; Streptophyta; Magnoliopsida; Brassicales; Brassicaceae. The record is from the annotation of a GenBank genome assembly.